Messenger RNA from Candida tropicalis MYA-3404, 2814 nucleotides. RefSeq names its product DNA ligase (ATP) (gene LIG4). The record is from RefSeq and is a predicted model, not a curated record. Gene Ontology annotation, molecular function: DNA binding; ATP binding; DNA ligase (ATP) activity. Gene Ontology annotation, biological process: DNA recombination; nucleotide-excision repair, DNA gap filling; DNA biosynthetic process. Bases 1 to 2814 code for a protein of 937 amino acids. Gene Ontology annotation, cellular component: DNA ligase IV complex. The transcript has a single exon. NCBI's taxonomy places the organism in Eukaryota, Fungi, Ascomycota, Pichiomycetes, Serinales, Debaryomycetaceae.
AUGGCGUACUAUCCAUAUGAUGGAGAGAUGAAGUACUUUCUAGAUGAUAUCAAACCGCCUCCUCCAAACAACAUCGAACCUACUUUCACUCUAUUAACUAAUGAAUUGUUCGAUAAAUUGGAUGCUGUACGACGCGAGAAUCUUAAUGAAUUUAGAACAAUCACUGAGAAGAAAUCAUUUAUUAUCAAAAAAUUCAUUGAUGUUUUCAGAACUCAUAUUGGGCAAGAUAUAUAUCCUUCAGUGAAAUUAAUAUUUCCUGAGAAAGUAGGAAGAUUGUAUUUCAUUAAAGAAAUUGCAUUAGCUAGGCUUUUGAUCAGAAUGUACAAGAUUCCUAAAGAUUCAGAUGAUUAUAAAUUACUCCACAAUUGGAAUCAACAAUAUCAAAGAUCAAAAAGAUUCGUGGUUGAUGAAAAGAAAAUCCGUGAUUUGCCAUUACAAGCAUCGAGGAUUAUUGGUAAGAGAAGACCUUAUGUAGAAAAACCUAAGGAGUUUACUGUACAGCAAAUCAACUCCAUAUUGGAUCAAUUAACAAUGGCAAAAAUGUCACAGGAUCAGAUGGAGAUAUUGAAACCUGUUUUAGAUGAAUUGGGUAUAUCAGAAGUCAGAUGGUUGAUUCAUAUCGUGUUAAAGAAAACAAUACUACUGAAUAUGGAGAGGGUUUUCUUUAAUGAUUGGCAUCCGGAUGGGUAUAGAGUAUUCACUAUUUGUAAUGACUUACAAAAAGCAUUUCAAUUCUCAACUAAUCCUGAAGAAAGAUUAGAUUCCAGUCAAUUGAAUAUUCAUCCAUUAUUCAAGUUCAAACCUCAAUUAGCUGAAAAACUAACUUCUAGUUAUAAUAAUUUAGUUAAGAAAUUGCAAAACAAACAUGAAAUGGAUCCUCCAUAUGAAGCGAAAUUUAAAGAGAUGGAUUUACAAGAUAAGUUCUACAUUGAAGAGAAAAUGGAUGGUGAUCGAAUGUUACUUCAUAAAGAUGGUGAUUCAUUCAAAUUUUUCUCAAGAAAAUUAAAAGAUUAUUCAUUCUUGUACGGUGAGAGUUUUCAACUUGGUUCGUUGACUAAAUAUUUACGACAUGCAUUUGCUGGAAAUGUCAAAUCAGUGAUAUUAGAUGGGGAAAUGGUGGCUUAUGAUUAUGAACGAAAUGCCAUUCUUCCAUUUGGAACACUUAAAAGUCUGGCAAUACAAGAAAGUGUUAGACAAUUCACUACUAUUGAUCAAUAUCAACAACAGACGUCAUAUCCUUAUUACCUUGUAUUUGAUAUACUUUAUCUAAAUGGGAAAGAUUUAACAAAUUAUCCAUUGUUUUUCCGUAAGAACAUCUUGAAUAGAAUAAUUCGUCCAGUCCCUCAUAGAUUUGAAGUUCACGAUGCAAGAUUAGGUUCUUCACCACAAGAUAUAGAGCGAGCUAUCAGAGAAGUUGUCAGUAGCAGAAGUGAAGGGUUGGUUUUGAAAAACGUACAACUGAAAUAUGCCAUUGAUGGAUUUCGAAACCCUGACUGGAUUAAAGUCAAACCAGAAUAUUUGGAAAAAUUUGGAGAGAAUUUAGAUCUUGUUGUUAUUGGUAAAAUUCCUGCUAUUAAAAACUCAUAUAUGUGUGGAUUAAAAAGUUCAGUUGAUGGUGUAUAUUAUAGUUUUUGUGUUUGUGCCAAUGGAAUUGAAAUUGAUGAAUUUGAUAAAAUUGAAAGAAUAACUCAUGGGAAAUGGAUCAAAACAGAUGAUGAAAUGCCUCCAGAACUGUUGAUUAAAUUUGGCACCAAAUUGCCGACUUAUUGGAUCCAUCCUAAGGAUUCAUUGGUGUUAGAGAUCCGUGCCCGUUCAAUUGAUGCCCGUAAAGAGAAAACAUAUGCCGUGGGAACUACAUUACACUGCAAUCAUUGUCGUAAAAUAAGAGACGAUAAACCAAUUGACGAAUGUAUUACAUUGGAGAACUACUUGGAAAUGAAAGCUAACUACCUGAAUGAUUUAUCUCAUGCACAAAAUGCAUUGGGAAAGAAACGUGGAUUAUCAGACUCGUUCAACGAAGGUCCUUCUUUGAAGAAAACAAAAGUCGAGUUUGAUUUAUUUGAAGGGUUUGAAUUUUUAAUAAUGAGUGAUAAGAAGGAAGCUAACGGAGAUUCAACUAGUAUUGAUGAGUUGAAAAUCAUGGUUAAGAAAUAUGGAGGCAAGGUUGUCAAUUCAAUUGAUGUUAGAACUAAUAUGCAAAUCAUAGUCAUUACUGAAAAGGAUUUACCAGUGUGUAACAAGUAUUUACUCAGAGGUCUUGACUUGAUCAAACCAUGCUGGAUCAUGGAAUGUAUUGCACGGAGGAAGAUUCUUCAAUUGGAGCCGUAUUUUAUUUAUGCAACUGGAAAUUGGGAGAAAUUUCAACAUAUGGCAGAUCGAUAUGGGGAUUCAUACAUCAUCCACCAACCAUUAAACAUAGUGGUUCCUAAUUUAUCAAAUGAAGAACUCAAGAGACUUCGUAAUAGUUAUGAUUGGGGGGAUUCUAAACCAUUGGUAUAUUUAUUCGAAGAUCUUUCAUUUCACAUAUUGGGAAAUUCAGUAGCUGCAGAAUCAUUAAAGGAUAGAAUUGAAAGAUUUAAUGGAGAGGUGAUUGAUAACUAUAUAAAAUGCUAUUAUAUUGUUAUUCCCCAAUCAACACCAAGAGAAAAUGCUCUUAAAGAGAUUGAUAUAAUGGCAAAGCAAAUUGCUGAAGCUUUGACCAUUGAUGAAAGUGGUAAAACCUCACGUAUUCCAUAUUUCGUUACUGAGUCAUUCGUUACCAAGUCAAUUGAAUUGAAUUGUGUCGUUGAUCCAGAAGAUUACAAGUAUGUAUAG